AUCUGCAGAACAGUCAUGGCGGCAGAACUGUGCAAGACGGCAGGUCCACAGGUGAUAGUGUCCACUGAAAAGACUCCUGACCGAUGUCUUCCAAAAUGACCUCACGGAGCUACUGACACAGAUAUAUCCUUAAAGGUACAGGUAGUUCAGUACAGGAGACAGAUGGCCACAUUAAGGAGAAGAAGAGAACUACUUCCCUUGCUAGGAAGACCAGUAACAGCGCCGGAUACAUUCACUGAGACAACAACGUUCCUAGUAGAGGGAAACUUUCUCUUAUCCUUCCCCUCCCUUCUGCAUGCGCCAAAAGUACAGGAAGUGGCACUGCCACCAUCAAGUCUUCCAGAAAUUAUUCCUAUAGAGGCCUUAGAUCAGAACGGGGCAGAGGAACGUGAUAGCACACCCAGGAAAACCUUUCCACAGCCAUCUGAAACCUUCCGCCGUGUCCAGGCAUCUCUGCCCACCAUUUACCCUACAACAGUGAACGUAGCACAGCAGGGACAAAAUAGCAACACGAAUAGUAACAGUGAAAAUGACACAAGUGAUGAACGUGAAGAACAGUCAGGCUCUACAGAUCCUGACAUUGAAGACAGCCCCACACCGCUGCUCCCCUGGUUAUGCAAUGAAAGUGAGGAUACUUUUGAACCAGAUGUGGGCAGAAAAGUACUCUCUGCCAGUAGCUUGAUACGUGGAAGCACUGACUCUGAUGUCCAAUCCCAGCUGCCCCUUGUCUUGAGGAGACGUAAGAGCUAUGACCAGUUACGACCAAAGUCCUGCCUACACAAAAGAUGGCGUAUGCUCGGAGAUGGUCGCAGCUACCAAAAGAGAACUAAUGGGAAGAUCACAGUGAACUCUUUGCUGACCAAACUACCAGAUGUUGAAAUCCAUGUAGAUGAGCACAUCUUUCUGUCAUGUAGAGAAGUCCUCUCGGCACACAGUGACUUUUUCAAGGCCAUGUUUUUGUCAGGAAUGCGAGAGAGCCUUGAAGGCAAGGUUAUGCUCCAUGGCCCUCUGGCUUCCAUGUUCAAGGUGUUGUAUGAUUACAUGCAUGGAGAGGGACUUCAGCUGACAGGAGACAAUGCCCAGAAAGUGUUUGAAACAGCUGACUUUCUGCAGAUGACUGAAGCGGUGGACUUGUGCAUAGAUUACAUCCAGGACAACCUGGACACAAAGAACUGUCUGGAUGCCCUGCAACUGGGGGAGAUCUACUCUGCCACCAGGAUCAAAGGCGUGGUCUACUCUUUCAUAGAUGAUGAGUUUGUGGAAAAAUUCAUGAAGAUAACGCCAUUUGAGUUUGAUGGUUAACUGGAGUGGACAUACGUAGAAGCAAGCUGUAUACGAAGGAAAUGCUUUGCAUUUUGUGUGGUGAAACAUAUUGUGUUCUCUCAUGUUUCUUCUUCUUCUCCUCCUCCUCCUGCCAUUUCUUUAAAUGGAUUCAACUCUGCCAUUUUGCAGCUAAAUGA
Branchiostoma belcheri (Belcher's lancelet) is the source of this 1460-nucleotide messenger RNA. RefSeq lists its product as uncharacterized. Lineage: Eukaryota; Metazoa; Chordata; Leptocardii; Amphioxiformes; Branchiostomatidae. The record is from RefSeq and is a predicted model, not a curated record. Gene Ontology annotation, molecular function: protein binding. Bases 163 to 1302 code for a protein of 379 amino acids. The transcript is spliced from 2 exons.